Molecule: messenger RNA, 3960 nt
Organism: Caretta caretta (loggerhead turtle)
Lineage: Eukaryota; Metazoa; Chordata; Testudines; Cheloniidae
Gene: C1QL4
Product: complement C1q like 4
Molecular function (GO): protein binding
Source: RefSeq, a predicted model, not a curated record
AUUCCCUCCAAAAGCGAAGACGACUUCCUAGCCCUGGCCGCGUCCAGGCUGAGCCGCAAGAAGAGGGUGAUCGGGGCGGCCAUCGGGGUGGCCAUGGUCCUGGUCCUGCUGGUGGCCAUCCCGCUGGUAGUGCACCGCUCCAAGGCCUCCCCGCCCGACGGGGCGCUGGGCAGCUGCCACAUGGUCUGCGAGCCCCACACGCCCCAGACCCACGGGGCGGCCUCCGCCGAGGCCAGUCCGGAGCUGGCCGUCGUCUCCCCGCCCCCGGCCCCGCCGGGGGGCAAAGGGGACCCAGGGAGGAGGGGCAAGUCUGGGAUCCGGGCCCCGGGCCCCCCGGGGCCGCCGGGGCCGCGCGGUCCCGCCGGAGAGCCGGGCAGGCCGGGGCCGCCGGGGCCGGGGCCGGGGGGCUACGUCCCCUCGCUCUACAGCCCCCGGAUCGCCUUCUACGCCGGGCUCCGGAAGCCCCACGAGGGCUACGAGGUGCUGCGCUUCGACGACGUGGUGACCAACGUGGGGAACUACUACGAGCCGACCCGCGGGAAGUUCACCUGCCCCCUGCCCGGCAUCUACUUCUUCACCUACCACGUGCUGAUGCGCGGCGGGGACGGGACCAGCAUGUGGGCCGACCUCAUGAAGAACGGGCAGGUGCGGGCCAGCGCCAUCGCCCAGGACGCGGACCAGAACUAUGACUAUGCCAGCAACAGCGUCAUCCUGCACCUGGACGUGGGCGACGAGGUUUUCGUCAAGCUGGACGGGGGGAAGGUGCAUGGGGGGAACACCAACAAAUACAGCACCUUCUCCGGCUUCAUCAUCUACCCGGACUGAGCCCCCCGGACUGAGCCCGUCGGCCCCCCCAGCGUGGCCCCGGGGCCCCCUGGACUGAGCCCGUCGGCCCCCGCAGCGUGGCCCCGGGGCCCCCCCGGACUGAGCCCAUCGGCCCCCCCAGCGUGGCCCCGGGGCCCCCCCGGACUGAGCCCGUCGGCCCCCCCAGCGUGGCCCCGGGGCCCCCCGGACUGAGCCCGUCGGCCCCCCCAGCGUGGCCCCGGGGCUCUGCUCAGGGAAAUGAACUGGGACAGACCCCCGGGGGGGCUGUGGGUGGCUGGGUCUAGGGGUGCAGGGGGAACUAGGGGCUCAGGGCAUCUGCUCUGGCACCCCCAGACGUUACCAGCCCCUGAAGACAUGGGGGGGUGGCUGCGGAGCGGGGGGAGAAAACAGGCUGUGGUGGGGACCCAAACCCACCAUCAGCUGGGGGGAGGUGCUGAUGAUCUCCUUGCUGGGUGGGGCCCAAGGGGGGGGACGCUGGGAAGGGAGGGGUCGGGCACGGAUGUGGCGUUGGGGUGGGGGCUGCAGUUCUGAAGGGGCUGGUCUUUCCCACCCCAGGGGCCCUGCCCCUCCUGCCUGUCCCCCUGGGGAGAGGGGAUGGCACUGGCAGGCUGGGCAGAAAAUUCACCCCCCAGCCCCACCCCCGAGCCUCUCAAUCUCCAAUGACUUGACCCUCAUCCAGAACUGGGUGGAUGUCAGGAGGGGGACCUGGGGAAACAGCCCCCAGAUUCCUAACAGGUCUCACCUCCUCCUCUGCUCAGAUCCUACCCCCUGCCCCCGCCCCCGCCAGACACCCCCAGGGGCAGGAGAGAAGCCUGCCUUCUCCCUAGCAUUGGGGUACGAAUUGAGCAUCCCAGCUCCCCCCACAGCUCACUACCCUUGUACAGAGGCCCCCCAGACCCCGAAGUGGGGAGAACCCCUCCUACCCCUCGUCUCUUCUCCCCAGAUUAUACUCUGUCACCAUUUGCAGCCCCACAAGUCUCUUGCAUGAAGGGUUGUGGGGCAGCCCUAGAUAUUACGAUAUAUAGACUUCAGGGGGUUGCCCACUGGGUAUUGCCCAAGGGAUGGUCUCGUGUCCUAUCAACUGGCUGACAUGCGCCUGUCUGUACAUAAUCUCUCCACUGCCCCCUGCUGGAGGCCAUUGGAGCUGCUCGAGCGUGUGUCAUAGACCCUGUAUGGCUAAGGGCCGAUGGAGAGUCCCCCUCCCAGCCAGCCUUUGGGAGCGGGAGGAUCCGAGUCUCUCUGGAGUAAUAGAGAGAUGGGCCUGGCUGGGCCAGGGGUCUCCCCCAUCACAGCUGCCUACUGCAGUGGGGGGCUUCCCUCUGCCCCCAUGGCUAGCCGGGGGUGUCACAGAGUCCCUGGGCGAUGCUCUGGACCUGCUCCCUAUGAAGCCAGGCAGGACUCUGGGGAGUCUCCUCUCGGGGAGCAGCCUGUCUGCAGGACACACAGCUCACCCGGCUUCCCCCUUCCUAGGUCUGACCUCGGAGCAUUCAGCCUCCUCUGCCCCUCUGUGCGCUUCCCACAGCGAGUCCGCCCAGGCGGGGUCCUGGGGCAGCCAGAGGGUCCUGCCCCCCCAACUCCGCAGUCAGACGGGACUCUCAGUCAGCCAGUAAAACAGAAGGUUUAUUAGAUGACAAGAACAUGGUCUAACACAGAGCUUGUAGGUGCAGAGAACAGGACCCCUCAGCCGGGUCCAUUUUGGGGGGCAGUGAGCCAGACAACCACGUCUGCCCUUCACUCCAUGUCCCAGCCAGCCCCAAACUGAAACUCUCUCCAGCCCCCUGCCCCCGCUUUGUCCCUGUCCCGGGCCAGGAGGUCACCGGAUUCCUUUGUUCUCCAACCCUUUAGCUCUCACCUUGCAGGGGGAAGGACCCAGGCCAUCAGUGGCCAGGAAACAGGGUGUUGGCCAUUCUCUGUGUCCUGACCCCUGCACACACCUGCCCUCUAGGGCUCUGCAACGAUCAUACACCCUUAUCGCACCACUUAGAUACUUAAGAACUGCCUAAGGGAAACUGAGGCACCCCCACACCAUUCAGAGGAAACAUUAAGAACAGUCCUGCUUUGUCACAGGGGGUGGGGGCUGUAUUGUGUGGAUGGGGAGGGGAGCCUGUGCCACAAGGGCAAUGCCCAGACUCCGCCCUAGCAUCUUCCUAGCGAGCAAAGAAACAAGAUGGUUGGGUCAGAGCCGGGCCGCGGCCAAGCCCCUGCGACACCCCCCCACUGCCUUUCCCCUCCCCCAUACACACAACACCCCUCGCCCCCCCACAGCCAUUCCCCUCCUCCAUACCCACAGCCCCCCACUGCAGUUCCCUCCCCCAUACACACAACACCCCCACAGCCGUUCCCCCAUCACACACACAGCAUCACUGCAAAACCCCACUGCACCCCACAACUGUUCCAGCGUACACCCCACAUCCCCCGUCAGAUCCUCCCAGACCCGCACAUACCCGCAGAAACACCCCUGAUCACUGCCCCACUCUCGCCCGCCCACCAGUGAACCGCCAGGCCCAGCCACCCCCAUGGCUCUUCCCCGCCAGAGACCUGGGCUGGCUCUUUCUGCCCCGUGAGUGUGGCAGGGCGUGUGCGUAUCACGUGGGUGCUUUGCAGGCACGUGUCUGAGUGAGCACACAUGGAUGCGCAGCAGGGGGAUGUGCAGGUGUUUGCACGCACGUGUGCAAGUAUGUUUGCACAUGCACGGGGUGUUCUCCAAUUCCCCCUCCUCGAUCCAUCUUUCCCCUUCACCCCCCAUCACCCCAGCCACCCCUCAUUUCAGUCUCACCCAGCCUUCGGCUCUCCUCCCCCUGCUCCCCUCCCCCCAUUCCCCACCCUGCCCCGCCUCCUUUGCACACUCAGAAAGGUCACCCCCUGGUGGAAGCUAUUCCUCACUGGGGCAGCAUUGCUCUUCUGCGCACACGCACGCUGCCCCCUGCAUGAAGCCCCAUGUGCUGGCCACUCACCGACCACGGGUCGCAGGAGGGAGCUGUACAGUGACCUGUUCGAACUGUCCAGGGGCCGGGGCACUUCGCUGCGAUUAACCCGCCCGGGGCCGCUGACACCAGGGGCCCCGUGAACCCAUGUCUCCGAUCGCCAGGCUCUGUGUUUGAUCCGCCAUUAAAACACUCUGGUUUUGGACUCGCA